This is a messenger RNA of Anopheles nili, 444 nucleotides long. RefSeq names its product transmembrane protein 234 homolog. Lineage: Eukaryota; Metazoa; Arthropoda; Insecta; Diptera; Culicidae. The transcript is spliced from 3 exons. The record is from RefSeq and is a predicted model, not a curated record. Bases 1 to 444 code for a protein of 147 amino acids.
AUGGAUUCUAAUGCUCAACAAGCUUUACCCCAAGCUGUUUUAUCCCCGGUACCUAUUGAUUUACAUUCAAUAUUGAGUAUUUUACUCGUGGCGUUCAUGUGGGGUGCAACAAACCCGUUUAUCAAACGUGGUAGCAGCGGAUACAACGAGCUAAAAGCCGAUAGCAAGCUAGGUCAGAUAUGGCUAGAAGUGCGAUUUCUCUUCUCGCGUUGGCAGUAUGUGCUUCCUCUUAUUAUCAAUCAACUUGGCAGCAUCGUGUAUGUGAUAACGCUGCAAAGGACGGAACUUUCGAUAACAGUACCGAUGGCUAACUCGUUGACGUUUGUUUUUACGGCUAUUACAGCAAGGUUCCUGGGUGAACGGCAAUCCGGUUGGAAAAUUUAUUGUGGAAUGGGCCUUGUUAUUUUGGGAACCAUCAUCUGUGGCAUCGAUAAAGCGCUAUAA